This is a messenger RNA of Chilo suppressalis (striped riceborer), 12176 nucleotides long. NCBI's taxonomy places the organism in Eukaryota, Metazoa, Arthropoda, Insecta, Lepidoptera, Crambidae. The record is from the annotation of a GenBank genome assembly.
CGGGAGGGGGCUGCGUGCGGCGAGGGGGCCGGGAGGGGGCGAGGGGUAGCGGGCCGUAGGGGGUCGGGCGGGCGUCAGUGCCCCCCGGACGCAGCGGCGGCUCGACGCCUCCCUGCACCCGCGACAUGCGGCGCUGACCCGUCUCCACACCCGCCACCCGAAACACCGUAUACAUGGACAACUCCUGCCUCCUCGACCUGCUCAUCAGGUGCUUCGCCAUGACAGAGCCCGAGGACCUGAACUUCACGGCGUUCACCGACCUCUGCCGCCUCUGCUCGCUCAAGAGCGGGCCACGACUGCACAUCUUCGACAAGGAGUCCGAGCAGAGGCAGAUUUUGUUCAAGUUGAGGACCUGCCUGCCCACUAUGCAAAUCUCUAAGGAUGACUUCCUACCGAAGAAGAUCUGCGAGAGAUGCGUGACCCGCCUGGACCAGCUGUACGAGUGGCGCCAGAGCUGCCUUAGCACCGACUCAGUGCUCAGGAACUACGCGGAGUCCAUGAGGAUCGUCACUUCUACCAUCAACUUUCAGGAUGGUACAGUCAAUAUGGACAAGAUGACUGAAGCUCAGAAAACUGCUUAUCUGGAGGCUCACGUCGCCGUUCAACAACACAUGGCUCAGGCUGCUGCCGCUGCCCGACGUGAGCAACAGCAGCAGCAGCAGCAGCAACAGCAGCAACAACAACAGCAACAACAGCAGCAACAACAGCAACAGCAGCAACAACAACAGCAGCAACAACAACAACAGCAACAACAACAACAGCAGCAACAACAACAGCAGCAACAACAACAACAGCAGCAACAACAACAGCAACAACAGCAGCAACAACAGCAGCAGCAACAACAGCAUCAACAACAGCAAGCUAACAACUCCAAUAAUGCGAAUCGUCACCAUCAGGAAAUGCAGACUCAGAGCAGCAAUACUCACCCUGGGCAUCCGUCACCGCCCACAGUCAGUUCCACUCAGCACCACUAUGCUACGAUAAAUUCCCCAAUCAAGGUCCCGCAAGUGAGUUCUAGUACAGGAGGACCUGACAGUACGUUCACUGUACCUGAUGAUGUCGGAAUGGGUUUCGAGGGAGGCGUUCGUGUUCUACAAAGUCUUGGAAAUUGGUCACCAGAAGUAACUAAUAACAUACCGAGACCUAACUUGAUACCAUUUACUGAACCAUAUGCAGAAGGGGGCUCUAUGCACCCUGGAACCAGACUGAAAGCUUUGCAAGGUACAACUAUAAGGAAACAUCCAGCUAUAAAACCGACGAGCUCUACUAAUGAAGUUGUUCUAGGUAGUAAGGCGUUUGAAUGCACUGUGUGUGGAAAAGGGCUGGCACGUAAAGACAAAUUGACGAUACAUAUGAGAAUUCAUACCGGAGAGAAGCCAUACGUUUGUGAAGUGUGUAAUAAAGCUUUUGCUCGACGAGAUAAGCUGGUGCUUCAUAUGAACAAAUUGAAACACGUCACUCCCUCAAACAUAGCGCCUCUUGGUAAAAGAACUAUAUCAAUACCACCUUUGAAACUAGACGACGUAAAGCCGCAACUGCCGAAGCAAGAAGACACGAAACCAAGUCAAGCGGAGAUUGCUGCGGUGGCGCAGCAGCAACAACAGCAGCAGCAGCAACAACAACAACAACAGCAGCAGCAGCAGCAACAACAACAACAGCAGCAUUCCCAUCAGCAGUCGAUACAGGUGUGCCAGGUACCCGGACACACCUUUACGAAUACUAACCUGGUCCACACGAGUGCUGCGUCAGCUGCGGUGGCGGCUGCAACAGCGGGAAUGGUGGUAUCGUGGUCGUGCGAACUGUGCGGUCGACUGUUUGCUACGAGAGACGAAUGGAGCGCACACGCCAAGAGCCAUCUACCGGACAACAAGCUGCUACAAGACAAGAUGCAGCAGGCAACGCAACAUCAGCAACAAGAGAAAGUGCAUCUAUCCAACCAAGAGAAACUGCAACUGCUACACCAUCACAACCAGAACCAGCAGAUCUUGAACGGGCACGGAAUCGCCACCGCGUCGGUGUCUACCGCCACCGUCGUAAACGAAGGCGGUGGCGGUGGCGGCGCGUACUUCACGCACGGACACACGCACUACGCACCGGAGCGACAACAUACGCACGCACACCACCUGUGUCUUAUGUGCCGGCAGGAGUUCGCGGGAAAAGCGGAAUUCAUGUUCCACGUCAGAGGACAUUUCGAAGGUAAAGUAAGCGAUAUCGCAGCAGCUGACGUCCUAGCGAGAUCUCUAGUAGACAACUCUGGAUUGUGUACCUGAGCCACGCCCACGCCCAUCAGCUACGACGCCUGCUGCUUUCAAGACGACACUAUCAUGCUGAAGUUUUGAGCACGGAUGGGUGACCAAAUUAGAGUAGGUAGGUAGGUUACGGCAAAGACUAAGUACCCCCCUGACAGCGUGCAAUGGUUUCAGUUCGUAAACAAUAAUAUAAUUGGGUGCGUGCUGCAAAGUAAAUGUUCUUAUGAAGUACGAUUUUGUGCGAUAUUGUAAUUCUGGGGCGACACUAACGAAAAUGCCAUUAAUUAUUGCGAUCUUGGACAUUUAAGCAGGAAUGUGCUAGUGCUCGGAAACACAGCUUGAAUUAAUAGACUGCGGGCGUGCGAAACGCCGAAGUGUAAGUCCCCAACCUCAUACACCGACUGCACUCAGAUCACGCAUGUACUUUAACGUCCAUCAUCGCGGUAAAUUAACGGCAUUUCCCGGCGCCCCCCACGAUAACGGCUAACUAGAGCCGAGGUCCGUGUCUCAGCUGCACUCUAGUUGAGCCGAUCCCCUCAGGUUCGAGUGGUCUAGCUAGACUCCAGACUGAGAGGAGACUCCCCCCGAGGGUAGAUGCCAUCCACCUGGAAUACCCUACGCUGCGACCAACAGCAUACACACUAAAAAAAAGGCAUUUCCCGUUAGUGUGGUCCCAGCAUAACUGCGAACUAUUAUUUACAUCGGGGCAACAAUUAUAUCGACUUCCACAUUGUACUUGGCGACUGUGGAUGCUUCGACGCCAAUAGAUGGCACCUUUUCGAAAAUCUAAAUUAUAAAAUGUUUAAUUAAAACACAGAAGUUUUUUGAAGUAGAAUCAUACAAUACAAACAGAAAAAAAGAAAGGAUUGCCUAAGAAAUUACUGUAUUUGAAGUGGAUCGAAAAUAAUCUUUAUCUGAAAAAGGCAUCGAAUUUCUGUUAGUGAUCCGCUAUCUCCAAAAUGGGGCUUUGAUAGAGGUGGAACUAUUACUGUGGUGGAUCUCUAUCAAAGUGCCAUUUUGGAGGUGUAGUUUUACUAACGUGUAAUCAAUGUAUUGCGUAAAAAUAAAAGUUUGUAAAAAGGGGGUACACUUUUAGAAUUAAAAGAUAAGGUACCUUAUGUGCUUAUGAUUGAAGUUUUUUAGCGUUAAGUAAAUGUGAAAAAUUAAAUACCAAUCCACAUGCUUCCACAGAAAUCAUUUUAGCAACUAAAUGGUAACUUAAUUAUAGUGAUAUUUUUUUAAUGUGAUAAUUACACAUCCAUUUUAAAUUUGGUUUCUCAUACCGCCUAUUAAAUAUUCUUUGCUAUGCAGACAAUGCGACAUGCCAAUAGAGUAGUAUCAGAGCUUUUAUAUAACAUUAUAAUAAUAGGUGUUAUAGUAAAGCUAGAUCUUUGUAUAAAUGUAUAUAAAAAAAUAAAGGCGCACGCGUCACAUUAUGGAAUAUAGGUAUACAAGGAAAUGUUUAAUAGAAUCCUGUAACACCGCUUUAUAUCAAACAAUUUUAUCUAGCUUUUAAGAUGUAAAUACUUAAUGUCAAUGGAGAUGAGUGAAUCUAGUCAUUUUUGUAACGGACCUAGUCAGUCCAUAAUCUAGUCCUGUAUUAGUGUAGGCUAACUCUUAUUUUACUUAACAGCUUCAUUUUGUUAAUGAUGAAAAGAGUACUGGACGUCCAUAUAAAUAUUUAGUAUUUAAGCAGUUGUAGCAGUUAUAACUAUUUAGAUUUCCGCCCCUUGACAUACUAGUGACCAACAUAAUAAAAUAUAUCAACUAUUUUUUUGUAUCAGAUUACCUUAAAAUGCAAAUUUCUAUAAAAUCCGAUGAUUAUUGUUGCAAGACUUUAGCACAGGCCGGAAAAGAUAAAAAAAACUAUUUCCGUUAAAGAAAUCGAUCUUCUUUACUAUUCCUUCUGUAGUGGAGAGACGAUACAGUCAGCACGUUAGCAGCAAUGCAGCAAUACAAUAAAAUCAGGCAGUAUUUUUUUUCUUUUAUUACUAAACAAAUGUCAAUACCGUGACAAGAGUCACGCAAAGAGAAUCAAAAAAUAAUAGAUCACGUUUAUCUUAGGUCAUUUCAAUGUCCCUGGACUAAAAUAUACAGUAUAUUACUUGUAACAUCUGCAUAAUCUGACCAUAAAUACUGUUACGAUUAAAAACAGAAGUAAACAAAUAUACCAUGCAUAAUCCUUAACGCGCUCUAUGAUAAGAUAAUUAUGUACCCGGUGGACAGACCUAAGUCUCCUCCGCUUAUUAAUAAACACAAAAUAAGCUUGUAUUAGUUACUUCAUGUUUUGUCUUUGUUCAUUGAAUGACAAUAGUAGAUUUUAUGACAAGGGAGCAAAAUAGUAUUUUUAUGGCGAGGGAGCUACUUUGAAGCACGAGCGAGGCGAAGGAUUCUUAUUCUUAUUUAACGCGGGCACAGAAUAUAUAUGUUACGCUCAAAGAUCGAAAACGCUCAGUGAGCGGAAAAAUAGCUCACAACGCAUUGUGUUCACAGUAAAACAUCCACAUCGCAAAUUCGUGUUAUGGCUCUAAUGAAAAUACGCACGACGCGUUGUGGCAAUCACAGAAAGACCAAAAAGCGAAAUUCGUGUCGUGGCUGACAUGCUAUUCGAUAUCAACGGGUUGUGGCAAUGAAGAAAAGCCAUGACGCGUUCUGAGCAUUCAUUGUUUUAACCAUAUAACGACGGACAGGUUAUAAGUUGAUAGAGGACUUGCAGCACCCAGGAAUGUUAUGUGUGUUGUUAUGAGCAUUAAUCCAUCAGGUCUCUACCAGUUAGAAAACAAGGAAGGUACAUUCGAUAGACUUUAUGCACGUAAUGAGUUUACACUUUCUGAAACCAACUUUAUUAACAUUUGUGAUGUGCCCUCAACUUCGUCAUUAACACUUCGCUCAGCAUCUAUGUUAUCAUCUGGAAGUAAGCAAGGGUUUAUAAAGUGCCACUGAAAAAGAUACCGUAUUGAUAAAAAGUGCAAGUGUCACUCCAAGAAUAUAAAAUGCAACUCAAAAUUCCACAGUAAUAGUUCCUGUAAAAAUAAACAGCAAUCAAAUAGUUAUGCUUUUAUUUAUUUUUUAAGCAUUUAACUGCUAGAUGUUUAAAUCUAAAGAAAAGUUUACUAGAAAGCCUUGCAGCUUAAGGCUAGGAAAAUUUCGACGCGGCUAAUAGGGCCGUGGUAGCAUAAUGGUCAGUGCAUUCGCCCGGAUAGCGAAGGAUGCGGGUUCGAGUCCCGUCCGCUGCCUGGUCCGCGUGGAUUUUUUUCUAGUAAACUUUUCUUUAGAUUUAAACAUCUAGCAGUUAAAUGCUUAAAAAAUAAAUAAAAUCAUAACUAUAAUUGCUAUUUCUUCUUUCAAAUGUUUAAUACUUGAAAAAGUAUUCAUUUGACAUUGUGGGUUACCUACAAUGCGAAGAGAUGGCGCUGCCUUGCAGCUUAAGGUUAGGAAAAUUUCGACGCGGCUAAUAGGGCCGUGGUAGCAUAAUGGUCAGUGCAUUCGCCCGGAUAGCGAAGGAUGCGGGUUCGAGUCCCAUCCGCUGCCUGGUCCGCGUGGAUUUUUUUCUAGUAAACUUUUCUUUACAGCAAUCAUAUACUUAUUUUUCACAAUUAUAGUAAUUUCUAAUUUAUAAGUAAUUGAUUUAUGUACAUUGUUGUUGUUUAUUGGUGAUCAAUAAACAUUUAUGAUUGUGUUAAAUAUUUUUAUUACUUGAAAGAAUUUUAAAUUGUCAUAAAAAAAUUAAAAUCCCUAAUUAUUUGAAGUGAAUUAUAAGUAAUUUACAAAUGAUUAAUAUUUUGUGUUCAGUAAUUUAUUACUUAAUACGUUGAUUUUUUUUAAAUAUAAUGUAAUCUCAAUAAAUAAAAAUAUCGUUUUAUUUAAAUUUAUAUAAUUAUAUAACAUAUUUGAUAAUGAUAAACACGUUAUGCAGUGAUUUUAUAAAAUAAAAAAUAUUUCCUAUUACCAGAACGUUUCCAGCCUAGGCCUAGUAGGAUCCAUAUCGGAAAGUAGUGUGCGUCGUAAUCAAAUAAUAUCCAUACGCGUCAUGGCUUUUCUUCAUUGCCACAAAGCGUUGAGAUCGAAUAGCAUGUCAGCCACGAUACGAAUUUCGCUAUUUGGUCUUUCUGUGAUUGCCACAACGCGUCGUGCGCGUUUUCAUUAGAGCGAUAACACGAAUUUCGCGAUGUGGAUGUUUUACUGUGACCACAACGCGUUGUGAGCUAUUUUUCCGCUCACUGAGCGUUUUCGAUCUUUGAGCGUAACAUAUACACUACGCGAAAAGUGUGCUCGUAAAAUCACCCGCGGCUAUGUGAGGUAUGGGAGGUGCGCGGGGGCGUUGCGCGGCGCGCGGGGCGCGGAGAGGGCAGUCGCCGACUGCCUCGACCGAAGGCAUGGCAGUAGCGAAAUAGUAAAAUUAUAGCGUUGCACUGCAUUGCACGCACAGACUGACUACGCUACGCAAUCUUAUUAUUAUUUAGAUAAUAAUAAGAAUUAUAAAACGAAUCGAAAAAGGAGAAAAUAUAUAAAAGUUAGCAAUUUGUUAAAGUACCUACAUUAAAAGAUUAAAAAUUGAUUAUAAAAUCAUACCUAUCCUUCAUUAUUUACCCCAGUAUCCUUGAAUCAGUUUACAUUUAAUAACUUACUAUGCUAAAAUAUUCAUUGGCACAAGUCUAAAUUCCAAGUUCAACCCUAGCGCACACACGCUCCUGCUCAAGGUCACUGACGCUGGAACUCUCACGUACAGAGAGUGUCACCGCUGUGACGCGGGUCCGUGCCGUGCAGCCAACACGUACCAGCCAGUAAUUCAUACAAUUUGCGUUCGAUUUCUAUGAAUAAUAUAUGUUCUAAAUUCAAAUCUCUUUUAAGCCCGCUAAAAAGUUCUUAUCGGAAAAGAACUAUUUUGUUCCCACUUAUAGAGAAACAAAACGACACUUUUCGAAUAGAAGGGAUGAAAAUGUCAUUUGAGUGAUAUAGAAGAAAGUAAAAUCAUUUAUUGGCCUAAAAACACAAGUAGGUAAUAAUAAGAAAUUAUAUAACGAUAAAAAUAAAACACAAACAGAACAACAAUAUGCAGAGAAAUGAAAGGCCAAUCAAGACCAAAACACGGCGAAACUAGUCGAAGCUUAUUCCUCUUUUAUAAAUAAGGGGGGGUAAAUGUAUAUUUUGGCUCCAAAACAUUCAAGUUUUACAAUUUGUCUUUUGUGCAAAGUCAUGUAAACGUAAUAAAAAGCAAUAUAACCGUAACAAUAUUUAUGGCAAGGCUAGGUACAUUAUCAGUUUAGGUUGGCGUAGAUAUAGAUAAAGUUUGACUAUUGCGGAUGGAAUUUGGUUCGUAUUGUUCUACUAGUGCUACUAUUAUUAUUGUAAUAUGAUAUCCAGUUGUAGAAACCCGAUUUCUAAUUAUUCAUUUAAAUAAUUUAUUAUUAUUGUUUACUUACAGUAAGCCUUUAAGCAGAAAAACCUUUUUUAAUGUCUUGUAUCUAAGGCUAAGCUCACUUUAAAAGAAACCUUGGAGACAAGCCUCUAUGAAAUGAAUGGAAAUUAUUUUGUAAAUGCACGUCACUCAAGUAAGCAAUAUCAGCAACGAUUAAUGCAGUUCCUUGUAAUUCGAUGGUAAUUUUGAGGAUGUGCAGACGAGGUGCUUAGGACAUUUUCUGCAGCUGGUUCAUAUUGAGAUGAUAAACAAAUACUUAGUAAUAGUAGCAUCGUAUUAAAGAAUUAAGUAGGAAAUAGAAUGUAGGUUAAUGAAUGGUCCGACGUCCUAUCCACAUUGGUAUCAAAGUUUAUUCAACAUAUUUAAUAUUUCAGAUGAGCCAAAAAUAUUGCAGCGUGAAUGUCACGCCCCUUAAUGCAGCGUUUCCUCUUAUUGCCCAGAACAAUGCUGAGCGCGCGAACAUUUCUCGCUCGGUAAAUGGAAACACAGGAGCGAGCGAACGAGAUCGUUUAACAACGUUUGAAUGGAAUCAGUGAAAGAAUGCUCUCUUGUUCAGUCAUCAAUAGAACAACGCAACGGAGAUCGAACACUUGCUCUGUGUGUCGAUUCUGCUACGCUAACUUAUAAAAAUAAAUCAAAACAUGCAUAUAGAUAACAAUACGGAAUAAACAACUAGAUAUAUUUGUGAUUUUGUGUAUUAGUAACAACAGCUGUAUCAAAAAUUUAAACUACCGAAUUCUAAUAAAUUAACUGUUCUGAGCUUAAGUGGAAACGCAGCUUUAAAAAUACCGAUGCCGUCAGUCUUUAUGAGACAGAUUAGAUAAAUAGUGAUGCCUUAGUCUUUAUUAGGGCUCUAUCUGACUCUAUGAUGGUAAACGGUAACAUUAUCCCACAUUACAUUGUAUCAUAUCAUUCUUCUCAUGAAAUUAGAUCUACUGAAAUGACGUUGUGAGUACGUAGUACCCUUUCAUUACGAAAAUCAGGUGAAUUUUCCUUGGAAACCAAUCGAAGUAAAUAAGCUACUAUAUGUGGAUAGAACUAGGAAUGAUUUCGUUUGAAGCGAAUCAGAGCACGAUGGAAGUUACAAAUUGCUUAGGAUAGUGUUGAAAAUGAUAGUGGGUAAGGGAUCGCCACGAAAGGUAUGUAGGUGGGACAUUUAUGCAAUAAACAUAGGUUAUUUGUAGUAUAUUUACGAAUGAUUUAUUUUAUGAAUACUUACUGUUUUUUUUUUUGUAAUAUUUUAACUGUAUUUGAGUUGGAGAAUAAAUUAACAAGGACCUGCGUGGUAAGCAAUGCAAUAUAAAUACGUAGGUACACUUCUGAACCAAAACACUGAAGGGACACUGAGGUGUUACAUUGCUUUAUUCUGUGUCUUAUGAACACCUGCCCAUUGUUUACACCAUGGAAUACAUGUAUUUAACAAAAUUUAUACAAUGUCUAAAUUUCUUGUACACACUUAUGUACAUGUAUAAAACUUAAAGUAUUCAAUACUUGCAUCAAACUUUUUUUUUCGAAAUGGCUUCAGACGUCUUGUGCAUUUAGCCAACGUCAAGUGUUAAAUGUAGGUAUACAAAUACUUUAGCACUCGUGGUCAAAGUAAUAAGUCAAGUCAAAUAAGUGGCAGUCAAGUCAAUCCCCCUUUCCCCAUGUUUCAGUAAAAGUGUGGGGAUUUACUGGAACCUCCCCGUGGACUUCUUGAGGGAACGUCGAAAGACACUUUCUGCUAUUUUGUUUCACUUGCUAACAAUUGUACAUGUUCCCGAACACUAAGUGGUUAAUAAUCCACCAUUAUUAGACACUAACAUCCGCCACAACACAAUUUUUAACAAGAAAAACAAAACUGCUAAAGUGACGCUUCCCGAUCCCGCCAAAAAGUCCUGGAUCGAACUUGAUCAAUGACAGAAUAAGUAAAGUAAAUAAGUGAUUUAUACUUGUAAGAUACUAGUUGUCUAUGCAGUGCAAACAAAAGAAUGUUUUAAACAGCCACAACAAGUAUUCUACAAGUUUUGUUUAAAACUAGUAUAUGACUUUGGUGGAAACGAGGGGUGAGAAUAAAGUAUUUCCCACUUUCUUGCUGUCAAUAAAAAAAAAUAUACUUAAAGCCUUAAAUUUCACUCAGUUAUAAAAAGUGACAAACUUCUAAAGCAAACCCAUAGGCAAUCAAACUUACGCAGUUUUGUAUGUAAAAUUGUUACUGCGCAGGCAUGCUUGUCUAUGAAAUUGCUCAAGAAGUUCACAGGGAUCUAUGACAGACAAUAAAGACCUGAAAAUAUUUAACUAUAAAUUGAUAUUACUUGUUUACACACUUAGGCCCGUUAAUUACACUUAGGCUUAUUACGAAGGUUUUAGAUUCAGAUGACAGAUCAAAACAAACAUGGCUAUUGAACAACAAUUAAAUGAAAUCUUUAUGACCGCGUAAUAUAAGUACUUAGCUAGAUUAUAGUUAAAACACGUGUUAGUGUUAUCAUGAUUCAUACAUGACAAACGGCAACACAAAACAACACGGACGAGGUCCGUGCACGGAGCGGUUGACCGUGUUGACGUUAUGAUAUUUUUGGCAAAUCUUUUCUGAUAAUUUUGACAAAGACAGAAAUUUAAUACUUACUAAUAUCACAUAAAACUAUAAAUUUUAAUCUAUAAAUUCUUUGAACAACAAAGCAAACUGCGCUCUAUUUUAUAAAUAAUUAUCUACAGAAACUCCAUUUUAUUUUACGUUAAGAUUUUUUGGAAAAACAGCUAAAUAUUUUUAGUAUGAGAAUGAUGGUGUGUCCCCGCGGAAAAUCGAAAAUUUACUUGAAGAAUUUUCCUUGUUAUUUAUUCCUUUAAAAUUGGAAAUAAGUGGGUCCUAAUUAGUCUUGAUAAUUUGCAAUGUUAAUAACUUAAUUAAUGAGAAUUUCGGAUUUUCCCAGAGGCACGUUUGUGAGUGUGAUGUACCCAUGAAAUCCAGAUGUUUAAUCAAUAUUGUAUAUUACCAUGUUAAUCUUUAAGAAAUCAUUGAAAUCGCAUGAUUGGCUUUCAACAUGAUCUCAAGAAACUAGUCGUAGGGUAAUACCACAAAUUUGUUCAUUAUUAUUUAGAAGUGAUUAGAGUAUAAUUAAGAUAACGUAAGCAUUACCUUAGAACAGAAAUUGUCUUUGCUUUUGGUACGCAAAACAUAAAGUGCAAAAUCCGAAUAACGAAGGUUUAAUUUGUCUAUGCUGUUUACCUAUGGUAAAGUUUUUGCUUAAAAAUAUUUUUUGGCCAAAGAUAUUAUAUAUUUGAGGCCAUGAGAACCAUAGUGGCCUAUCUUACUUAGGCCAAUAUGGCACCUCAAAUUUCGAUCACAGACUAAAAACCGUAACAGUGAUUAUACGGCCAUCUAGUGAAUAUUCGUUGUAUCACUUUUAGACCACUCUGGUUCUAUCAAAAUGAUCAAUUUGAAUUGGAAAAAACAUACACUCAAUAUUGUAAAAAAAAUAGUUAUGCCACUAUGGUUCUCAUGGCUUCAUUUAGGCCACCACAUUUAUUACUUUAAAGGAAUUUUAGUAAUUAUACGUACGUAACCUAUAGAAAUAAUAAUAAAUCGAACCGUUAUGAAAGUCCUUUUAAGAAUAAUGUUAUACAACUAUCAUUUUCUAGUCAUUGUAAUUUGCAGAUUAUAAGUAUAAAAUCAAUUAAUUCAUUAUAAAAGCGUUUACAUAAUCGGCUAACAAAAUUCUCUUAAAGUUGUUGUAUGUUUGAAAAUAACAUAAAUAACUACACGGUCGAGUUGAAAACGUCCUUUCUUUGAAGACGAUUAAUAAAACAGUUGCUGUCUUAAUGAGACAUGUAAACAAAAAGUAUAAAAUAUGUACUUCUUACAUUAUCUUAUGACUUACUUUUUUAUUUUUAACGCACUCUGAUUAAUUGCGACAAGUAUAACAGGAAUGUACGAAAAUUUUCUGAAAACUGUUGAUCAAUAUCAAAUUGUUUACAACCGCUCAAAUAUAAGUUAAUGUAUAUAGCCUUAAAAUUAUUAUCAUUAUAAAAAAAGUGAGGUACAAUGAGAACACGUCGAUAAAAAAAACUUGAAUAUCUUUUCUAAUAAUGUAAGUAUAAAUAACUUUAAAAAACUUUAUAGUUUUUUAAUUUUGUACAAAUUUAUUAAUUACCUAAGUAUUUGAAAAGGCAAAUGCUGAGUAGUAUUUAAUUUUACAUCUAAAUUUUAUUAAAUGUAGGUAUUUAUGAUCACAAAUAUUUUUACCAUGAUUGACUGUGAUUGCGUUUCGUUUGGCACAAGGGCGUUUUAUAAAUUUUACAUGUAAAGAAAAAAUAUGUAAAAUAUUGCUGCCGUUAAACAAACUUAUCUUGCAGUGUAAAAAUUAAGUGAACAAAUUUAUUUGUAAUUUUAGGAGCAAUAAAUCAGUCGCAUAUCGGAAAUUGACGCUGGAUUUGUAAAUAGUUUAUAUAUGAAUACUUAAGUGUAUAAUAGUGACUUAUGUAAUAUAGUAAUUAGAAUGAGUUUGGGAAUAAAAGAAGAUAAUGCCAAC